Molecule: messenger RNA, 948 nt
Organism: Rhinichthys klamathensis goyatoka
Lineage: Eukaryota; Metazoa; Chordata; Actinopteri; Cypriniformes; Leuciscidae
Product: odorant receptor 131-2-like
Exons: 1
Coding region: 25-948 (307 amino acids)
Biological process (GO): G protein-coupled receptor signaling pathway
Cellular component (GO): membrane
Molecular function (GO): G protein-coupled receptor activity
Source: RefSeq, a predicted model, not a curated record
ACUGUCCUGUUUUCUCUCUCAGAAAUGAACUCAACGAUCUGGAUUGUGGAUAGUUAUGAAGAAGCUCUUGCCAAAAACUUUGUGAUUGUUAGUCUUGGUUUUAUCAUUAAUUUCAUCAACGGAAUGUUAGUAGUGACCUUUUUUUCUAAUCUAAUGUUUACAAGAGACUCCAGAUACAUUUUAUACAUUCACCUGGUAAUCAAUGACAUGCUCAUGAUAUGUAUAUCAGUAACUUUAUAUGUGUUGACCUACGCUUUACCAUUUGUUAAUGUUUCGUGGUGUUGCACAUUGAUUGCUCUUGGUUCAACCACCUUUAUGAUCACUCCUUUGAAUCUGGCUGGUAUGGCCAUAGAACGGUUCAUUGCUAUCUGUAAACCACUGCAUCACUCUCAGAUUUGCACUCCACAAAGAACCUACAUCUUUAUAUGCUUGCUAUGGGUUUUAGGAGCUAUACCUUCUAUGGCAGAUAUCAUUAUUUUAUUUUCAAUCCAGCCCAUAUCUUUCUUCAGGUCUGUUGUACUUUGCUACCCAUUCAAUUUGUUUACUUCCAAAGCCCACAAGGACAACACCACUGUAUCACAAAUCAUCUAUAUGUCUUUGGUGUGGAUAAUUCUCAUAUUUACUUAUUGCAGAGUCAUGUUCACUGCUAGAAAGGCGGCUUCAAAGGGUUCAGCAAAUAAGGCUCAGAGUACGAUAUUGUUGCAUGGUGUCCAGUUACUUUUUUGUAUGCUUUCCUAUGUCACCCCUUUUAUGUACUUAUUUAUUAAUGCUUUUUUCCCUGUACACAGAACUAAGAUCACUUUCUGUAUUUAUCUGCUCACAAAUAUUAUGCCUAGAAUACUGAGCCCAUUGAUUUAUGGGGUCCGAGACCAGAAGUUUAUGAAACAAAUGAAGGAAUACUUUACAUGCAGAGUUUUUAUUGUAAAAAUUGUGCCAUCAAAAUUCUGA